AUUCCUAUUUGUCAUUUUUGUCUACACGUUCGCUAUCGCUACGUACGACUACGUGCGACUUGUAUUAAUUUUAGUGGCCGGUGUUUAAAUAGACAUCUAAAAUCAUGAAGUUUUAUUCCAAAUGGGACAAUGGAUUAAAUUCAGUCCUAUUGAUUCUAAGUUCUUUUGUAAUAUACGUGCAAUCUGAUGUUCCAAGACCCCGCGGAGUGUCUUUAUCUAAAGCAUCGUUGUAUUCGCCGAAUAAAGAUUUUACGUGUUUCGAUGGGACUGUUACAUUACCUUUUAGUUAUGUGAAUGACGAUUACUGUGACUGCUUCGACGGAAGCGACGAGCCAGGUACAUCGGCUUGUCUAAACGGUAUAUUUCAUUGUACAAAUGCUGGUCAUCGGCCCCAAAAUAUUCCAAGUUCCCGGGUCAACGACGGAGUUUGCGAUUGUUGCGAUGGUACUGAUGAGUAUGCCGUACCUAAUUCCUGUGCAAAUACAUGUGAGGAACUUGGAAAAGAAGCAAGAGCCGAGGCACAGAGGUUAGCAGAGCUACAUAAAGCUGGUAGUCAUUUAAGACAAGAACUCAUAGAGAAAGGAAAUAAAAAGCGAAAUGAAAUGGCUGAACAAUUAUCACAGUUAGAAAGAGAUAAGGCAGAUGCAGAGAAAAUAAAAUUAGAAAAAGAGUCUAUAAAAAAUGAAAUUGAGAAUAAGGAAAAUGAGGCUCUAAAAGUUUAUAGAGAAGCAGAGGAAAAAGAGAAGCAGAAAAAAGCCGAGGAGGAAAAAGAGAAAUCAAGAAAGGAGUCCAUAGAGCAAUUUGAAAGGUUUGAUUCCAAUAAUGAUGGUUUGUUAACAUCUGAUGAAAUUGCAACUGCAAAUGUUUUUGAUAAGAAUAAAGAUGGGCAGGUUGAUGAAGAGGAAAUAAAAUAUUUCUUUGGAGAUAGUGAAAAUGUAGAUAAGGAAUCAUUUGUUACAAAAACUUGGCCAUUGUUGAAACCUUUGUUAAUGAUGGAACAGGGUAUGUUCCGUCCUAUGCAAGACAAUGAGGAAUCUGACCAUGAUACUGACGAAGAAGCCAACCAUGAUUUAGAUAAUGAAGAUCAAGGAUCUGAAGAUGAUAAUUUAGAUGCCGAUUUGUCCAUUGAUGAUAAUGAGGAACAUGAAAUAGAAUCAGAUACAACUAGCAAAUAUGAUGAAGAGACUCAGAAGUUGAUCAAUGAAGCCACAGAGGCCCGAAAACAAUUCAGCGAUGCCGAAAGAACUGUUAGAGAAAUAGAUUCAAAUAUCAGAAAUAUUCAACAAAACCUGGAAAAAGAUUAUGGUUUACAGCAAGAGUUUGCUACAUUAGAUGGACAGUGCUUUGAAUAUGAAGAUAAAGAAUAUGUUUACAAACUAUGUAUGUUCCAAAAGGUAACACAGAAAUCAAAGAACAGUGGCUCUGAAAUUGGACUUGGAAACUGGGGUGAAUGGGCUGGUGAUGAUAACAAAUAUUCUGUGAUGAAGUAUACUAAUGGUGUAGCCUGCUGGAAUGGCCCCAACAGAUUAACAGUUGUUAAUGUACACUGUGGAUUAGAAACUAAACUGUUGUCUGUCACUGAACCAUACCGGUGUGAAUAUAAAAUAGAUCUCAGUACACCAGCUGCUUGUGAUGGGUCAAACACAGCACAACAGCAACAUGAUGAACUAUGAAGUGUACACUUUUCACACCUCUAUGUGAUUACAAAUAAAAUUAAGUUAUUAACAAAUCAGUCAUAUAUAAUAUAGUUUUUCACUACAGAAAAUAAUGUCACAACACUAAAUAUAGUGAAUCCUAAAAUUUUAUACCUAUUGUUUUUCAUAGUAUUUUUUCUCAUAAUAAAGUAGUUUAAGUAGAAAAUAAUUUAUGUAGCAAUAGAAAAAAAAAUAAAGAAAAUGUGGCAGUUAUUUUCUUAUUACUUUAUUUCAUAAUAUCUGUAAUAGCCAUCAAUGUUUUGAAGACUGAUAUGUAACAAUGUAACAUUUUGUUCCAACAUUCCUGAAUCGAAGGCUGUUUUAGUUGAAUUACAAGAUUUAAAAUAAUGUGAACAAAACAUUGUGUGAUUAAUUAAAUUGUUUUUGAUUAA
Molecule: messenger RNA, 2086 nt
Organism: Galleria mellonella (greater wax moth)
Lineage: Eukaryota; Metazoa; Arthropoda; Insecta; Lepidoptera; Pyralidae
Gene: GCS2beta
Product: glucosidase 2 subunit beta
Exons: 1
Coding region: 105-1673 (522 amino acids)
Biological process (GO): N-glycan processing
Cellular component (GO): glucosidase II complex
Molecular function (GO): calcium ion binding
Source: RefSeq, a predicted model, not a curated record